ACCGGCCUCGCACGUUCUGGCUGAACAUGGCCGAUGCUGCCUUCCAGAGCCUCGUGUGCUUUUUCAUUCCCUACCUGGCCUACUACGACUCUGACACAGACAUCUUCACCUGGGGCACCCCCAUCACUGCCAUCGCCCUGUUCACCUUCCUCCUGCACCUGGGCAUCGAGACCAAGACCUGGACCUGGCUCAACUGGACGGCUUGUGGCUUCAGUGUCGUGUUAUUUUUCACCGUGGCUUUGAUUUACAACGCUUCCUGCGCGACGUGCUACCCUCCCUCCAACCCCUACUGGACCAUGCAGGCGUUGAUGGGCGACCCCGUGUUUUACUGCAUUUGUCUGCUCGCGCCCGUGGCUGCUCUGCUGCCCAGGUUGUUUUUCAAAGCCCUGCAGGGGACCCUUUUCCCUACCCCGCUGCAGCUGGGACGCCAGUUAGCCAAGCGGUCCCCCGGGAAAUUCAGGGCUCCCGGAGAGACCUCUGCUCAGGGGCACAUCCCGGGAGAAGCAAGGACGGAGCCACCGGGACAGAGGAGCAUCAGUGCCGCACAGUCCGUCUCCCAGGACUGCAGCUCACGGGUGUCCCGGGGCGCGCGGCAGCCGGCCUGCUCCCCCGAGGCUGGCGGGGAGCCCAGCGCGGUGGACGUGGGCGUGCUGCGGAGGGAGGGCGCCCUGCCGGACAGGUUGGGCAGCCAGCCCUCCCGGUCCUCCUCGCCAGGGCCGGUGGCCGUGGAGGGCUGUCCGGGAGGCUCCAGGAUGAAACCUGUGAGCGCCAGCCGGCCAGCCCCCUGGCCAUCCGUCUUCAGCGUGCCCGGCCUCAGCUCCCUCAACUGGAUGUCCUCGCUGUCCCUGGUCGGCGGGCUAGGCAGCGUCCUACAGUUCUCCCGGAGCGGUCUGCCCAUGGACAAGCGCGACGGCGACUUCCUGCCCGGCUCCGCGCUGCCGGACCGGGACCUGUGUGGCUUGAGCGGGCAGACCACAGACUGCUUCUAGGACCCCCUUCCAAGAAGCGCGGCUGGCAGUGCAGAGUGAAAACCUUGAAAUGCCCCCCCCCCCACUUUUUUUUUUUUUGAAAGAUGUUAAUAUUAUUUAUGUUUAUUAUUUGCACAGAGUUCUAGUGAGGUAUAUUUUAUAUAUUUCCGAGGCUGACACAGGAAAUGAAAGGUACCGAAAAAAGAAAGUUUAUUUUUUAAAAAUUUUAAGUAGAGUAUAUUGAAAAGAAAAAUAAGAGCUUUAUCUUAUAUAAAAGUUUAAAGAAGAGUGACACUUGAAAAGGUGUGUUUAGAUUUAUUUUUUCAUCUCAUUUUAUUAAAGAAAAUGCAGUCUGUUUGGUUUGCUUCAGUAUGUGUGACCUUUGCUUUCCCUGAGGAUGAGCACAGGGAACCCCCGGCGAGUGUGGAUGGAGUUGAGGCAGGUGAUGGGCACACGCGUGGCUUUGACGGAGAUCCUCACUGUCUGUCUGUCAGUCCCACCACUAGGAGGGUUGGGUCUCUGCUUCACCAGGAAAGGGAAAUUGAGAACUCUGGGAAAGCAGACACACACAAAAUUCAUUCCAACGUUCAUUUCUAUGCAGGAAUUUGGUAAAGAUCACCUGUACGUAUUAUAAUUCCUAUGUAGGUUCUUGCCUGUUAAAAUCAUAACAAGCAAUAAACAGCCUUCACUUUGCAAAGA
This is a messenger RNA of Odocoileus virginianus texanus, 1667 nucleotides long. NCBI's taxonomy places the organism in Eukaryota, Metazoa, Chordata, Mammalia, Artiodactyla, Cervidae. The record is from RefSeq and is a predicted model, not a curated record.